This is a messenger RNA of Sungouiella intermedia, 354 nucleotides long. The record is from the annotation of a GenBank genome assembly. Lineage: Eukaryota; Fungi; Ascomycota; Pichiomycetes; Serinales; Metschnikowiaceae.
AUGCUGAAACGUCGCAAGCUUCUAGCUGUAUUUGCAAGAAGCAAAUCUUGUCCAGCAAUUAACGGAAUUGCUCUAUCAUUCUCUUCUUCAGAGCAUUCAUUUGUCAAUCCUUACGAAACUGUUUCACCCAAAUGUACUGAAUUCAAUCCUUCGCCCAAGCGCAAGAACGAUACUAUACCUAGUUGGGCGUUCAAAACUACUGAACACUUGUUACAGGAAUACGGGUUUAAGGAUUAUGCACCAACGAAAAUCAGAUACACUGACCACUCACAGUUCAAGUAUGAUCUCGUUAUGAACGCAUUGGUAGAAUCGCUUAAGAUCGCAACCACCUCUCUAGAAUACGUCAACAGGUAG